Messenger RNA from Zychaea mexicana, 870 nucleotides. RefSeq lists its product as uncharacterized. Gene Ontology annotation, molecular function: zinc ion binding. The record is from RefSeq and is a predicted model, not a curated record. Lineage: Eukaryota; Fungi; Mucoromycota; Mucoromycetes; Mucorales; Lichtheimiaceae. The transcript is spliced from 2 exons. The coding region runs from base 136 to 588 and encodes 150 amino acids.
ACACGGUGUUUGCACAUAGCCAGCUGCCUGCUUGAGCUGAGAUUUUAUCAAGUGUAAAAAUGAAAUCAAAUCCCAGCUCUCAUUACGACGCUCGUUCCUUUGACUCUAUUCGCAGCUACCAGAUCAACUUGACAAAUGGACAACGCUGAAUUUGCUCAAGAACAGUGCUAUUGCAAUAAUGCAGGAUUUGCAGUUGAGCCCAUUACGACAUGUCCUCAUAUUCCUGCGUCAAUUACAGCCGAAGUCUUCAUCAACACGGCAUGUGAGGUUUGCAACGAACCUCAGGAGAACUGGCAGUGCCUGACGUGUAAUACUGUACGCUGUUCAAGAUAUCGACAAGGACACAUGCUUGAACAUUUUGAGACUACCGCGGAUCAUGCAGUAUGUUUGAGCUACAGUGAUCUAUCCGUGUGGUGCUUUAUAUGUGAGAAUUAUAUUGCCAACAAGGCCCUUGAUGAAAUAAAACAUGCUGCAUAUCUGGCAAAAUUUGACAAAGAGCCACCAGUAACAAAGCCUUUGGUUGUUCAAAGCACAAAUGGCGCUAGUGGUAGUAGCAGCAAUGGUGCUGCCGGCAGUAGCAAACAAUGAAGAAAACAACCAUUUAUUAUGGAUCUGCCGACUUCCUGUAAAACUUGUAAUAACACUCUCUCACAAUUGUAGCGAUUAUGUAGUAGUUGUAGCCUACCUCUCCUCUUGUUAUCAGUAUCCCACAGUUCUUACUUUUUACGCAUACGAUAUCUCAUUAACGAGAACUGAUGUGACAAUACCAAAUGGCUAAUUGAUGUAAACGAUGAUUUCAUAUGUUUAAGAGAAGUAAUGAUGGAUGACAUUGUAGUAUAUAUCGCUCAAAGAUGUUUUAGCAAAAAGAGG